AUGUCUCAAAACGAACAUACUACCACACCUCCAUCGGAAACCAAUUCUCAAACACAAGAACCAUCAUCAACAGAAACGACCAUCGGAAAUGAAGCUGUACCAAUAUCUACGCACCCGAAUCAUUCUGAUGAUGAUUGGGAAGCUGUGGAUGACGAAGAUUUAUUUGAAGAUGACAAUUUUGAAGAAAACUCUCCUAUCGAAAAUAAUGGCUCUUCCACUACUGCAGUGGUUGAAGAGAAAAAGUAUUCCAACGAUUUAGGAUGUUCUCAUUAUCCACACAAUUGCCAAAUAGAAUCUCCGUGCUGUAAAGAAUUCUUUUGGUGCCGGGUUUGUCAUGAUAAUGAAGCAUUUACGAAAUAUAAAUGCAAAGUCGAGAAUAUGGACCGAUAUUCUGUUAAACGAGUAAAGUGCAUGAGAUGUGGUACUAUACAAUCGAGUGAAAACGUAGAAUGUGAAAAUCCAGAAUGCAAGACAAUUUUUGGCGAGUUUUAUACAUGCACCAUUUGUCACAUCUAUUCCAAUGAUCCAAAAAGACCAAUCUAUCAUUGUGAAGGAUGUAAAAUUUGUCGGCUUGGCAAGAGAGAACAAUUUGUGCAUUGUUAUACGUGUGGUGCCUGUAUGGCUCCGAACCAUAAAUGCAUUCCACAAUGUAUGCAAUCGAGCUGCCCCAUCUGCAUGGAAGAUUUAUUCUCAUCAAGAGAAAGCGUACAUUUACUGAGAUGUGGACAUCCCAUGCAUUUGAAUUGUUUUAGAAAUUCUUUAAAGAACAGAAUUUAUAAUUGUCCAAUAUGUCAAAAGUACAUGGUUGAAAUUUCAGAAGAAUCUACUCGCAUCAUUGAUGAAGAGAUUGCAAACACUCCACUUCCACAAGAAUUGCAGGAUAAAAAGGUGAAAAUUCUAUGCAAUGAGUGUUUACAACGUAAUGAAGCUGCAUUUCACAUCUUUGGUAUCAAGUGUCCGAAUUGUGGAAGUUACAAUACCAAGCAAACAGUGUAA
This is a messenger RNA of Naegleria lovaniensis, 996 nucleotides long. RefSeq lists its product as uncharacterized. The transcript has a single exon. Gene Ontology annotation, cellular component: nucleus. Bases 1 to 996 code for a protein of 331 amino acids. Gene Ontology annotation, biological process: ubiquitin-dependent protein catabolic process; protein ubiquitination. Gene Ontology annotation, molecular function: ubiquitin protein ligase activity; zinc ion binding. Lineage: Eukaryota; Heterolobosea; Eutetramitea; Acrasida; Naegleriidae. The record is from RefSeq and is a predicted model, not a curated record.